AUGGAUGUCAGGGCGGUUUUGGAGAACACCUUCUCUCCCGAUGCAACAAUCCGUGGUGGUGCUGAGGAACAGCUCAGGCAAGCCCGUGAGGGAAAUUUUUCCGAAUACCUGUCUAUCCUCUCGAGAGAACUCGCCAACGAUCAGGCUAGUCCUGCCGUCCGACAAGCCGCCGGUCUCGCCCUGAAGAACGCCUUCUCCUACCGUGACGUGACCAGAUUAAGAGAGGUCCAGGCAAGAUGGUUGCAAGGAGUCGACCCUCAGAUCAAGGCUCAGGUCAAGGAACUGGCUGUCAAGACUCUCACGUCUACGCCUCAAGCCGCCAACUCGGCGGCUCAACUAAUUGCGACCAUUGCCGCAAUUGAACUCCCACGUAACGAGUGGCCUGAUUUGUUGCCUGCCCUCGUCCACAAUGUUGGCGCUGGUGAUGACAAACUCAAGCAAUCCAGUCUCACCACCAUCGGCUUCAUUUGCGAGUCGGACGAUGUCGAACUCAGAGAGUCUCUGGUUGGAUAUUCUAACGCAAUUUUGACUGCCGUUGUUCAAGGUGCGCGGAAAGAGGAAGAGAACCAGGAUGUCCGACUUUCGGCCUUGUCUGCGCUCAGCGAUGCCACCGAGUUCAUCCGCAGCAAUUUUGAGAACGAGGGCGAGAGGAACUACAUCAUGCAAGUCGUGUGCGAGGCUACACAAUCCCCUGACACCCGCGUUCAGGCCGCUGCCUUUGGUUGUCUGAACCGAAUCAUGGGCAUCUACUACGACAAGAUGAGAUUCUACAUGGAAAAGGCCUUGUUCGGGCUGACCAUCGCGGGUAUGAAGAACGAUGAAGAGGAUGUGGCUAAAUUGGCCAUCGAAUUCUGGUGCACCGUCUGCGAGGAGGAAAUUAGCAUCGAGGAUGACAACCAACAAGCACAACAAGAAGGAUCGACCGAACUGCGACCGUACUUCAACUUCGCCAGAGUUGCUGCGCGUGAGGUUGUCCCGGUUCUCCUCCAAUUGAUGACCAAAGUGUCCGAAGAUGAUGCCGAUGACGAAUACAACGUCGCUCGCGCCGCUUAUCAAUGUCUCCAACUCUAUGCACAGACGAUAGGAGGUGACUUGGUUCCAGUUGUCCUUCAAUUCGUCGAGGCGAAUCUACGCAGCGACGACUGGACCAAACGAGAUGCCGCAGUAUCAUCGUUUGGAGCGAUGAUGGACGGCCCUGACAUUAAGACCCUUGAUCCUCUGGUCAAGCAAGCUCUUCCUGUCUUGAUCGGAAUGAUGCAAGACCCAGUCGUCCAAGUGCAGGAUUCUGCAGCAUUUGCCCUGAGCAGGAUCUGCGAUUAUUGCUCCGACUGCAUCGACCCGUCCACACACUUGCAACCUCUUAUGUCCGCCCUUUUCUCUGGCCUUAUGAGCAAUCCCAAGAUUGCCGCGUCCUGCUGCUUGGCUCUCCUCAAUUUGACGGAGCGGUUUGUCGGCGAGGACGGUGCAUCGUCAAACCAAUUGACGCCGCAUUUCCAAGACAGUGUUACCUCUCUGCUUACCGUUACGGAGAAAGAAGGAGGCAACAAUCAACUUCGCACGGCUGCAUAUGAAGUGCUUGGUGGCUUUGUGACAAAUGCCGCUCAUGACAGCUUGCAAAUUGUCGCAGAACUCUCCACCGUCAUCAUUCAGCGUCUAGAGAGCACGAUCCCCAUGCAGAAACAGAUUGUCAGUAUUGAUGAUAAGAUCACUCUAGAGGAAUUGCAAGUCAGCCUUAGCAGCGUUCUGCUUGCCAUUGUUCAGAGACUUGAACAGAAUAUCGGGCUCCAGGCCGAUCGGAUCAUGCAGAUUAAUUUGGAGCUUCUCAACGUCACUGGUAACACGAGCGUUCCCGAAGUCAUUUUCCAAAUUGUCAGCGGAUUGGCGAAUGCAUUGGCAGGCGACUUUCUCAAGUACAUGGACUCGUUCGCUCCCUAUCUCUACAAUGCUCUGGGCAAUCAGGAUGCUCCCGACAUGUGCUCCUUAGCUAUUGGACUUGUCAGCGACAUUGUUCGUGCGCUGGAGGACAAGGCACGGCCAUACUGCGAUACAUUUAUGAAUUACCUGCUCAACGAUCUUAGGUCCGACAAGCUCUCCAACUCACUGAAACCGCCCAUCUUGGAGACCUUUGGUGAUAUCGCCACUAGCAUUGGUGUACAUUUUGAAACCUACGUCACUGUGGUCGCCGGCGUCCUCCAGCAAGCAAACAAUGUGUCCGUCGCGAACGAUGUCUCGUUCGAUAUGCUUGACUACAUUGUGUCUCUCCGAUCCGGUAUUGCCGAUGCAUGGUCUGGUUUGAUCCUGGCUUUCAAGGGCACCGAGAAAGCGCCCCUCCUCCAGAACUACGUGCAACCUAUCUUCGAAUUUUUACAGACCGUUUCUCAGGAUAUGAAUCAUAACGAGGGUCUACUCAGAGCGUGCAUGGGUAUUAUCGCUGACCUCAGCGAGACCUUCCCAGACGGAUCACUUUCAGAUUACUAUCGACAAGAUUGGGUCACCAAGAUCAUCAAGGAAACUCGGACCGCUCGAGAUUUCUCGCCCCGGACCAUCAACGCAGCACGCUGGGCAAGAGAACAAGUCAAACGACAGACUCAACAUCAAGGUACCAUCAUGAAUGCCUCAUGA
Messenger RNA from Cladophialophora psammophila CBS 110553, 2622 nucleotides. RefSeq lists its product as uncharacterized. Gene Ontology annotation, biological process: protein import into nucleus. Gene Ontology annotation, molecular function: small GTPase binding; nuclear import signal receptor activity. NCBI's taxonomy places the organism in Eukaryota, Fungi, Ascomycota, Eurotiomycetes, Chaetothyriales, Herpotrichiellaceae. The coding region runs from base 1 to 2622 and encodes 873 amino acids. The record is from RefSeq and is a predicted model, not a curated record. Gene Ontology annotation, cellular component: cytoplasm; nucleus. The transcript has 6 exons.